AAAUUUUCGCUGCACCUUAUUAUUCCUGAUUUUCGUAGCCAGCUGUUAGACUAUGACAUUUGUGACCCGAGUGUCCAAUUUCCGGCUAAUCUAUUUGAAAAGUGUUAUCGCAAGUCGAGGUUGUAGAGCCCUUGGCCUCGUUAAUCUGGUAGUGCAAUAUUUGAUUAACGCAAACAUAAAGAAUGCUUAUCGCAUUUUGGUCUCAUUCGAAACUAAAGUGUUCUCUCGUUAACGAUGAUAAUUAUAUUUACAAGAAAAAUAUCAGUUCUCAAAAUAUUGACCGAACUUGUAACGGGAAAUAAAAAGGGUGAUUAAACCAUUAAUUUUUACUUGUUGAUUUUAUUCUGUUCUAAGCGUCUGGGCGCUUAGCACAUGCAUGCUAGUACAUUAUAAAUUAUCAUACAAUGCCAAAUAUGAAUUAAUUAGCUUUCUAUUAUCUAGUCUAGUUAACCUUCGCUCCCGCAUCUAGAUGCAGUGAUUAUUUUUCGUUAACAUCGGUCCGAUUUGUUACAAAUAUAAGGAUAUCGUGAAUAAAAUGUUUCGAGAUGUAAUUUAAUUUGUUUAAAUACUUAAAGCUGAUUCAUAUUAUGAUAUUGUUAGAUCCGCCAUCGUUUAGCUCAUGCGCAUUCAAAAUGGCGUCAAUAGAGUGCUUAGAUCGAGCGAAAAUGGGUGUCGCAUAGACCUUGCUAUUUUUAAAAAUUACUAGGUGAACUGUCAACAACCUAAUCGGUAUUAUAAAUUGAAAAUAAAACUUUGAUUGGUUACACGUCACCGUUUUCGACAGUAAAGAAGCAAAAGAGGCGGUAGAUCGGAUACAUAGAUCAGAAUAUGCACAGUCUGAAACGGAGUUCCUAAUUUUUUAAUUAACGUCCUAAUUUCGUACGUAGAAUGAGUUUUAUGUAUAAGGGUGUAACAGUCUUACGUUUAUUCGUACUUUACAUUCAUUUAAUUCUUGCUUUACGUUAAUUUGCAUUUGCUUAUCUCUCUUCAUUAUUAGGGAUGCUAAUAGCCUGUUGGGGCCCACUAAUAUUUCUCUGUUGCAGCCAUUUUGCUGGAUGAAUACUUUUUUUUUACAUUAUUUUUGAGACACCCUGUAUAGCUCGAGCUAUAAACGUAACUACAACCCCUAACGGGUUCUUACGGAGAACAAUGGGAUAAAUACAUUUGCCCUCGAGGAUCCGUUACCUCGAAGUAAUUAGUUCUAGGUUCCGAGUAAUAUAGAUCCGUCACUGCUUAAAUCGGGAGUUAUAUACAUCGCGGCGCUAGUAACUCUGACACCGGCUCUGGUUGCUCUGGUUCCAAAGAUGGUUUCGAACCUGAGAAACAUUAAACUGCUUGCCAAGACCUUCGAAAAUUCUCUACUUUAUUAGCAAUCGAAGCACGUAUCCAAGACAAACCUUCUAUAUUACAGUAUUUAAUUACAGUUUUAGCUUCGAUCGAGGCAUGCGAGUCCAUAUGACGAAGCGUACGCAAUCAUCGAGGUCACGAUAGCACCUCAGAUAAUUAAAAAGCCGCGCUAUUCGACGACACGCCUUUCGCCGAUUAGAGUAUUGAACUCGUGCGAAGUGCAACGGCACCGUGCUAUCCCUUUUUCAUAAAAGUAGCGCAUUACGCGCGCCAAACGUCAGUUGGCCGUAGCAGCCGAUGACGCGUUCUACCUGAACGUAGUCGCGAAUUGAAUGUGCGAGCUGCCGGCUGUCACAUGCAAGCCAGUUAUCCCGUCGACGCGGUGCGUCGUUGGCGUGUGUGCGAAGUAUGUUCGCUCGUUUAUCCGCUGUUUGUUCGGCAUUUCGGAUCGAGUAUUUCUGUUGUCGUCGCUGAUCGGUUCGGUUCAUUCGACGAAAGUUCGACCUUCGAAUAUGACAUGCAUUGGAACGCAACGCCAGUGCCGUAGCUGCGGCCGAAACAGAAGAAGAAAAGUCCGCGUAGGCGCAUCGUCGUUGGGAAAGGAAGCAGCAGGAAGCAGUCGUCGCCGUAGCUUGACAUAACCGUGUUGCAUCGCGCAGGGACGAACGUAUUUCCCGGAAACGUAACGAGACGAGAGGAAUCGAGAAGCUACGAUCAGGGAACAUUGGGAGACAUUGGGAGACAUUGGGAGGAAUCUCUGAGAGAGAGAAGGCAUCGCACGGGGUGAGGCCUGGUCGAGGGAAGCAACGAGGUAUACGAGGUUCGACGUCGAGAGGGGCGAAGUUCAAUGCAUCGGUGAAAAUUGGGGAGCAUCGUUCGCGACAAAAGAGGGUGCUUCGGUGUUGUAUAUGUCAGUGAUCGGUGAAUAUAGACGAUCCUUGUUCCUCGCGGAGGAAAGCGAAAGGUGGGAGAGAGAUAUAGAGAGACACUGUCCGUCGGCAGCGUUACCGGCGUUUCGAACCACUUUAAGGUCGUGGGCCACCCUCCCGACCGCGAGGGAAGCUAGCGCGUGAAUGUGUUGGAAGCAGUGGCCCCGUGUUCGUUUUCGUCGUCGUCGUCGUCGUCGUUGUGAUCGACGGGAAAACGGUCCGGCACCGUGGAAAUCGUCGAGAACGUUACACCGAUGGCCCUACGCGUCUCAUCGAUGCAACGGCGCGUUUCGUGAUCGCGGCCACGACGGGAACGUCGAUGAUGCCGCGGAUAUCGUUUUCUCCGCGCGGACGGACGGCGGGCCUCGUGAUCGUCCCUCGGAUCGAUAGGCACGUAAAAAAGAUCGAACAAUAAUCGUCGAGCAGGAGUCCCCCACCACCCCCCGGAGGUUAGGCCUCCGAGAUACAAAAGGAUCCUCGCUCGAAGAUGAACUCCAUGAUAUAUACCCUGUACGGGUUCGCGAUAUUUUUCAUGGUAUUCUGGUCGGUGAUGUGGAUCAUUCACGUGCUGGCACUGAUUGCUGGUCGAUGGAAGCUUCACCGUAAAAUCAGCCAAGUGCCGAGCUACGAGACCCCGUUGCCCGGCGUCUCGAUCAUCAAACCGCUGAUGGGCGUCGAUCCGAAUCUGUUCAGCAACUUGGAGACGUUCUUCACCAUGGAGUAUCCUCGUUACGAGCUGCUUUUCUGCGUGGAGGACGACCUGGAUCCCGUUGUGAUAUUGGUGCAACAACUGAUGGGACGUUAUCCGGAAGUGGACGCGAGGCUGUUCGUUGGCGGUCGUAACGUGGGCGUGAAUCCGAAAAUCAACAAUAUGCAGCCGGCGUACGAAGCGGCGAAACACGAGUUUGUGUUGAUCAGUGACAGUGGUAUCAAGAUGAAGGAGGACACGCUAUUGGACAUGGUUAAUCACAUGACGGACAAUGUGGCGUUGGUGCAUCAGAUGCCGUUCACUUCGGAUCGCGAGGGUUUCGCCGCCGUUUACGAGAAAGUAUUCUUCGGCACGGUCCAGUCGAGGAUGUAUCUCGCGGCCGAUUUGCUGCGAAUAAACUGUCACACAGGGAUGUCGGCGCUACUGAGGAAGGCGCCCCUCGACGAAGUAGGCGGAUUGAAAACGUUCGGCGUUUACCUGGCCGAAGACUUUUUCUACGCGAAGUCGUUGACCGACCGCGGUUGGCGCAUCACGGUGUCCUCGCAGCCGGCGUUGCAGAACAGCGGUCACUGCGAGCUGCAUUCCUUCCAGGCAAGGUUACGAAGGUGGGCGAAGCUCAGGGUGGCGAUGCUGCCCACCAUGAUCGUGCUGGAGCCGUUGAGCGAGUGCUUAGUGUUAGGUGCCUGUGCUUCCUGGGCGGCCAGCGUACUAUUCGAGUGGGACUCCCUUGUUUUCUAUUUGGUACACAUACUGUUGUGGUUCAUGUUCGACUGGACGCUGUUGUGCGUUGUCCAGAACGGCCCGUUACCGUUCAACAAAUUAGAGUUCGUUUGCGGAUGGUUGCUCAGCGAGAUCACCAGGCCCUAUCUUUUCCUCCAGGCGGUUCUAGAUCCUCUGAUACAGUGGCGAUCGCGCGUUUAUAAGCUCAGGUGGGGCGGCGUCGCGGAAGAGGUUAAGGCGAAAGUCAAAUACUAAGGGACGCGGACAUACGUUCUCUUUUUCCGUCUCGCUUACCUUUUCACUUUCUUAGGUUUAAUUAACACAUUGUGGACCAUACUUACCGACAACGCGUUGCUUGCGAAUAAACGUUUAAGGGAAACGUGGCAAUUCGACCGGGAACCUUAUCGUCGACAUCUUCGAGUCGGUGGCGUAACCAGCGAUUAUGCGAAAAUUUAUGGUCCGGGGGCCCUUUCACGGCAGCGUUACCCAAACUUGCUCAGCCACGGGACACUUACCUUCUUUGAUACUGUUUAGUUAUCGAUAUGGAAACUAUUAUCCUACUAAUUAACUUCGUUAUCGCUCUCAUAGUUAGUAUCAACUAUUCAUGGCCAUAAUUCCUUGUAUAUCGGGUUGUCCAGAAAGUUCGUGCCAAUUUUUAAGAAACAUUCAGACACGUUUGAAUUUCGAUACACAAGUCACGCUAUUUUCUAAUAUUUACGCUAUGUCACGAUUACACUUAAAAAAAAAAAUACUUCUGCCGGUUACAGUGUUACUUUCGUUUUGUUGUAGUAGCUACUUUCUAGGUUGUCCGGAAAGUUCGCGUUAAUUUUUAAAACAAAUUCAAAGGCACGUUUGAAUUUUCAUAUAUAUUUAUUGAAUUAUACAUGUACCAUUUGUAUAGGUACCAUUUUAUUCCACAAUUUUUUCCACCUUUUAAGGGAUGUCCACGUGUUAUUUGUUUUCAACCAUUCCGAUAUAUUCAGACCUGUACCGCCUACUAAAAAUCGGCAUGGACUUUCCAGACAACCCGAUAUAUCCCAUUAGCACUCGUACCCUCUAUCGAGGAAAUUUGUCUAAAUUAAACGACACACUUACUGUCUCCAAAUAGAUACUUUGUUGUAUACAGAGUGUUAAAAAAAAAUCAUUCAGUAUUCACAUGGUGUAUAGGGCAGACUGUACCGAGUAAAAAAGCUUUAGUAAACAUACGUCCAAAAGUGUGCCGUUUCUGUGAUAUAAACAUUUUUGUUUGCUAGUAUCACGAUUAGAAUCUUUAUGCACUUGCAGUAAAUUUGAAUUUGCAAGAACCUACAAAGUGCAAACAAGAUGCAAGAACAUGAAAAAGAUUGAAGGUAAAGUUCGUGUUGUAAUAUUUGCAGAAUAAAGUAAAUUCUUAUUUAAGGUCAGUAUUUGUAGGUACGUUCGCGAAGAUUGUAUAUUGCAUAAAGAUCCGCAGUAUAAUCGCGAUUUACUUACUACUGGGUUUUUCGAUAUUUACAGAAGAUUUUCUUUCUGUACACGAAAUUAAAAAAAAUUGAAAUUGCCGAAAUUAAAAAAAAUUGAAAUUGCCGAAAUUGUCGGCAUUUGAAUGGGAACAUUCAGAACGCAAUUUACGGAAGCAAGUAAGUCAAUCGCGAUACUAGCAAACAAUAAUGUUUAUACCUCAGAAACGGUUCACCUUUGGACCUAUGUUUACUAAAGCUUUUUUACUCGUUGUCAGUACAGGGUGCCUUAUACACCAUAUAAAUAUUGAACGCUUUUUUUUUUGAACACCAAAAAUUGAUUCGGAAACACCAAGCCAAUUAUUUCAUUUAGACAUAGAGGGUAUACUCGUGACUUUAUAUCGCAUACAGGUAUAAGUAAUUCGUACAACCAGAGGCUUGCUUCUCGACUAAUACUCGAACGCAUUUUACUUUGAAUUCAAAGUAAAAACACACUUGUACAAUUUAUAGUAUCACGUAGUCGAUAAUCGUGCCCGUACGCUAAGUAAGGAAAGUUACACGCGUAAAUACGAAAACAAUAAAAAAUUGCCAUUCGCAGAAGCGAAGAUAAAACUAUUUUCUUAGACGCCGGUGCGAUAUAUAAUGUUUAUACGAAGCCUGCCGAAACGAGGUGUUCCGCGAUCUAUUCGAUUAUUGGCCUGUGCUGGUAGGCGAAUAACAAAAAUAACGUUGAAAGUAACAUUAACGCAGAGAUGCCGUGCCUGUAAUUACUAUGCAAAAGUUACUUACGUUUUAUUUCUCUAAUUGGUAGUCGAGAUUUUUGGCGUUCCUAGGGCCCAUUGUUUGGGAAAUGCUGUUUCAGGGAGAAAGUUAAUCCCCUCUCGCGAUUACUGUUACGAAAAAAAUGCAGAAAAAUCGCCAACGCCGUUCGUGAAACAACAUUUAACGAAUUAUACGAAAUCGGGUAUGAAACGAAAGAGGUGUGUACAGUUAAAAAGAAAAUAGAGUAAUCGAAAAUUAACCGAUAAUUAUAUUUAUUUUUUUGUUACGAGUUUCGGGUCCCGCAGUUAUGCCACUGCUUCGAUAUCUUACUCUGGGGAGGGGCGGGUGGGGGGGGGGAAGGAGGGGACGCUGUCACUGUUGCCAUUUAUCUUGUACUUUAACAAUGGAAUUUCAGUGUCGUUUAGGGGGGGGAAAAAAAAAGGAACUCGUCAAUUAACGUAGACGGUCCACAAUGCGUUAAGAUAAGGGCAAUGUGACCAGAUAUAUAAAAUUCCAGUGUUGGGGCAGCACGAACCGAAAACGUUACCUCCCUUUUCUUGAACGGGGUAAUCCGAAAAGUUUCUUCCUUCCUUUUCGUUUCUUUCUAUCGAACUCGUUCCACGAACAUCCGGAUGUUUCCGCUUACUAAAAUUACUGCGAAGUUAGAUAAGAUUGUUACGAGGAACAGAGAGCAAAGAGAAAAAAAUAUUUAUUGAUAUAUAUAUAUAUAAGGCAAGAAGAAUGAUGAUAAAAACGAUUAUUAAAACUUAUCCGGGAGAACGAUUAGUACGAGGCGGAUAUGCCGUAUCUGAGCAUAUCGCACACAACUAUGGAGAAAUCUGGUCACGUUUGUUAACGCGUACAUUUACUAUACACAUGCAACAGCGUCGAUGUUCCUUUCCUUUUUUUUUUUUUUUUCAAUAUCCGAUACAUUAAUCUAUUACGCAUACAGUACUUAUUAUACUUGCAUUGCAUUGCGACGAGGAAAAAAUACACGCCGUAUACGCACGACACACACACACACACACACACCGAAUAGGAGGAUGAAUAUAUCGCGUACGUGUACACGUACACGCGCAAGCGUUUUACGUAAAUACGAUAAUCGCAUUUAAAGCGUAAGGAUAUGCAUGUCGGCCAUGAUUUUCGAUAAAUUCACGUAUUUCGCGAGAAUGUUCGAUUUUGUAUCCGAACGACUAGAAUCGAUUCGCUGGUCAAUUCCUGUGGAACUGUUUCGUAAGUUACGAAUUAUGCUUCGCGUAUACUUCGAAAUUUUCGGGUUCAAUCUGCGUAUUUGUAUUUGAAUCGUUACAAAGAAAAAAAGAUUAACCAGAAAUGAAAUAAUUUCGUACUUUACGAGAGGCUGGCAACCUCUGGAGUCGAUUCUUGGGUUUGAAUAAACCGAUUCGUCUCGGAAUCGAAUAUCCCCAAUAUUCAUCGAUUCGUGACAAUACAUUCACACUCGCGCUACAUUUUUUCUGGACGGGUUUCUCUAUCGCCUACGAUAGGUUAUGUUGUCGGGCGAAAAGAUAGAUAAUUCUGACCUUUUUUUUUUUUUUCUUAACAAUCCAGAAACGGGGCAGACGAGGUCUCUCGUCGCGAGUACACUCCCCCGCGAAAUUAUUGAUGCGUUCUAAUGAAACGAUUCCCGCGAGUAAACACGGUUGCGAAGGAAACACGUAUCGCGGUCGACUUGACACCUUGUUGAUGUAGUGCCACAUGGGCUCGGAAUAUUUGCACGCUUGUUAAUUUUGUCGCUGCAAUAGAUAUAACGGUAUUGAAUGUCGUGUUCGAUGAUUAUCGUUCGUAAUUUUUUUUUUUUUUACACCUUCCACGAGCGAAGCUUCGAGCAAUUUGAAUUCGUCGCGUGGCAACGGAGAUUCUCGAAGCAUCCUGAGUGUGAAGGUUACUUUUUCUGCGCGUAAUAAAAGUAAAUUUGAAGGAGAAAAUGUGAUCGUAGAACGUUAACGUCGAAUAGCGAUAGUAUUCGUUGCUAAAUAAUGCGUUGUGCACCUAGAUUGUUUCUGAAACAAAAGGAUCGAAGGAAAGUGGAAUUGAGGUACGCGAUUGAUAAAUUAGUUAAUUAAUCGUGUACAGAUGGCGCGCACAUGUUCAUCGUUUUAGAGUCUCACGUCCUAUAGAGAUACUAUACAGGGUGUACCAAAAAUGUUGGAAGUCCUUGAUAGGGGUGGUUCAGGGGGUGAUUUGAAACAACUUUUUCCUUAGCGAAAAUGUUGUCCGAGGUUUCGUUAAGAAGAUAUUAAGCAAAAACCUCGACCAAUCAGAGCGCGAGUAUGCCGGUUGAGCGCAGGCUACGCGCUAGGGGGCCGCGCUCAUACGCUACCGCGAGCGCUCUCCAUCGGCAUUCUCGCGCUCUGAUUGGUCAGUGUUUUCCGUUAAUAUCUCCUCAACGAAACCUCUGACAACAUUUACGCUAAGGAACAAGUUGUUUCAAAUCACCUCCCGAAUCACCUCUUUCAAGGUGUUACAACAUUUCUGGGACACUCAGGUAGAGAACAGUGAUGGGCAAAACCGUAGGCUGUGUGUUUGUCUUGUUUCCUCUUUCAAAUAUUUUCCAAAAAAGGAAACGAGACAAACAUAUUGGCAAACUUGAGAUUUAUUCGAAACCUACGGUUUUGCCCAUCCCUACUAGGGGAGAUAGUCUUUCAACCGUACCACAGAUAAAAAGAGAAAGAAGACCGCGUUGCUCUAUCUGUCUUCGUCCACCAGCGCAUGCGAAACGAGUGCAUGGUUUCUUCUGAAUAUUUCCUCACCGAUUCUUUAUUAAAUUCAAUUCCCUCAGCUUUCGUCUAUUUCAAUUCGUAAUAUACAGUACUAAAUCAACAGCCAAUGACAGUCCGACUCUUACGACGCAUGCUUUGGUAGACGGAGAUUUCCCUUCUCUUUCUAACGGUGGAACGUUUCCACUUACAGGCAGGUCUAUGUCUACCCUGCUCUAUCCUUAAUAUCUAUGCUUCUACAUCGUGCUACAUCGUUCGAGAAGUGCCAGGAAGAUAAUAGUGCUUCGCUGAGAUUCGCGACCGUGUUCCCACCGUGAAAAAAAAGUCUCGAGUGUAUCUGGCAAGUUUUUCAAAAUUUGUAUUUUUCCAGCUAGGCUUUUAGGCUCCGUGGAUCUAAUUCAGUCGCAUGAAUACAGAGGGUCGCGAGUGUAAAAGUAAGGUUAGCUUCGAGUCGUUCUCAAAACCUUGCGCGCGUAACGAUCAGAUUUUGAUGAAACUGGAAUAUGAGUCGGAAUCGUAGCAGGGUGAUGUAGGGUUCGUAAUUAUGGGUGUGAUUUUACAAACAUCGUUUUCUCUCGGUUCUUUUCUUCUUUUUUUUUUUUUUUUUUUGUCUUUGUUUAUUCAGUAUUAUAUUUAUGUGUAUCCGAGAACGUUCCUCCUGUCUAAAUAUGUACGCUGUUUAUUAAUCCCUAGAAGCCUUAUCCACGGAAAUGACGUUAUCGCGGCAAUUAAUUAAUCAAUCGUUUACAGUGAGUGAUUCACGCGCGAGUUAUUCAAUUUCUAUUCCUUUAACACUGAUUAGUUCGAAAUUUUUCAAUCCGUAACUCCCGUUGGAAUUUAUAUAUUUUGUCACGUCAGUCGAGAGGUGUAGGACGUUUAAUGAAAAUUUAUAAUCUGGCUCUCAUUGGCUUCUGGGGAGGGGGGGUGGUUGUUGUUA
This is a messenger RNA of Hylaeus volcanicus, 9581 nucleotides long. It is a transcript of the gene GlcT, whose product is annotated as ceramide glucosyltransferase. Bases 2764 to 3960 code for a protein of 398 amino acids. The record is from RefSeq and is a predicted model, not a curated record. Gene Ontology annotation, molecular function: ceramide glucosyltransferase activity. NCBI's taxonomy places the organism in Eukaryota, Metazoa, Arthropoda, Insecta, Hymenoptera, Colletidae. Gene Ontology annotation, biological process: glucosylceramide biosynthetic process. The transcript has a single exon. Gene Ontology annotation, cellular component: membrane.